UGGUGGAUGUAGAAUCGUGGGCGGGGCUAUGUAAGUGACUGCAGAACAGAAAAGUUUAUUAGCUAGCUAACUUCGCUCCAUCGCCAAUUUGGAAAUGUCUCUGGGUUGAAGUAGCGCUACAGUAAUCAUCGAAAAGAUGGAGUGCCAGGAAGAGGAUGAUGGAGACUUGUGCAGAUGGGCCAGUUCAGUGCUACUGAGCAGCAAAAAUGACAUCAGAGCACGAGUGCAACAGUUUGUGGAGGAGAGGAUGCAGACCACCAUGCUCACAGGUGUACUUAUUGGAGCUGCCGUCGCAGUCUCACUGAUUGGUAUUGUGGUGCUCUUCCUUUACAGGAGAUUCAAGCUCUCUCGUGAACAACAGCCUCACUAUCGCUUCAGAAAAAGAGAUAAAGUGCUCUUCUAUGGGAGGAAGAUAAUGCGAAAGGUCCAGACACUAUCCUCAAUCCCUCCCCCAACUUCCACCUUAGUAUCAAAGCAGCCACAACGCAUACGCAAAAGAACCAAAGUUCUAAGCAUAGCUCGCAAAAUCCUUAGGAUCCGGAAAGACCCUCCCACCCUGCAGCCCAAAGAACCCCCUCCCUCGCUGCUGGAGGCUGACCUAACAGAGUUUGAUGUGCAGAGCUCAAACCUGCCCUCUGAGGUCCUCUACAUGCUGAAGAAUGUCAGGGUCUUGGGUCAUUUUGAGAAACCCCUGUUCCUGGAGCUUUGUCGCCACAUGGUGUUUAUUGAGCUGCAGGAAGGCGAAGGUCUGUUCAGGCCAGGAGACGAUGACGACAGCAUCUAUGUAGUCCAGGAUGGACGACUCGAGCUCUGUAUCCAGGAGAAUGAUGGCACAGAACCAGUGGUGAAAGAUGUGCUCCCAGGAGACAGCGUCCACAGCCUUCUCAGUAUUCUGGACAUCAUCACUGGUUAUCCAGCUCCAUAUAAGACCGUAUUGGCACGGGCUGCAACUCGCUCCACCAUAUUACGUUUACCUGCAUCAGCCUUUGAGUCAGUAUUUAAGAAAUACCCAGAGACGCUUGUGCGCGUCAUUCAGAUAAUCAUGGUGCGCCUCCAAAGAGUCACCUUCUUGGCGUUGCAUAACUAUCUGGGCCUAACGACUGAGCUCUUCAAUCCGGACAGCCAGGCGGUGCCCUUAUCCAAUAUAAACAGCGUUAUGGCAGAUGCAAAUUCUCUGAAAACAACUCGUCGCCUGCACUUUCAGGACGAGUUACCUGCUGGGUCCAUGGAGAGCCCUGCAGAGACAGAUGGUCUAAAGGACAGCCCUUCAAACAGCUACAGGAAACUGCGUUCUAUCUCGAUGCCCACCGACUGCGCAGGUAAUGAUCUGAACAUGGUUUGUGAACGAGCUCGAGUCACUAUAGAUGAGGCUCCAUCUAGUCCUGUCACUCAAAAGUCCAGUCUGAAGAAGAGCGUGACCAUGCUGCACACUCCCUCUGAAGUGUUUCACUACACAGACAGUGGGGGGCACUCUGAUGCCAUCCACCUCAGUAAGAGCAGCACAAUCUUCCAGGCUGCUAAGAAGGACCUACUGGGAAUCAUCCAACUGCAGGAUCCGACUCUACUUGAAGGCAGGGUGACACUCCAUCAAGUCAAAGCUGGUUCCGUGGUGGCUCGUCAGGGAGACCAGGAGGUGAGCAUCCAGUUUGUGAUAUCUGGGCUCCUCCAUGUCUACCAGCGGAUGAUUGAUCGUGAAGAAGAGACACGUCUGUUUGUGACACACCCCGGAGAACUCGUCGGUCAACUCGCUGUCCUGACUGGAGAGCCCCUCAUAUUCACUGUCCGAGCCCAGCGAGACUGCAGCUUCCUCUCCAUUUCCAAAACCCACUUUUAUGAGAUAAUGCGUGUGGAGCCAAAAGUAGUGCUGAAUGUUGCUCACACAGUGGUGAGGAGGAUGUCAUCUUUUGUCAGACAGAUAGACUUUGCUCUUGACUGGAUGGCCGUGGAAGCUGGCAGGGCCGUCUACAGGCAGGGGGAGAAAUCAGACAGCACUUUCAUAGUGCUUAGUGGUCGCCUUCGUUCUGUUAUCAUGAAGGAGGAUGGCAAGAAGGAGCUGAUAGGAGAGUAUGGACGCGGUGACCUGAUUGGAGUGGUUGAAGCCCUGACCCAUCAGAACAGAGCCACCACAGUGCACGCAGUACGAGACUCUGAGCUGGCCAAGUUACCAGAGGGAGCUCUCAGCUCCAUCAAGAGGAAGUUCCCACAGGUUGUCACCAGGUUGAUCCACUUAUUAGGACAGAAGAUCCUCCAGCAGGUCAAUGGUCCUCUGACAGCUCGCAGUUUGGCUCUUCACACCCCAGGAAGUAAAUGGGAUGCAGGGAACCAAGCCUCAAACCUCUCCACUGUGACUGUCCUGCCUGUGUCAGAGGAGGUACCUCUCACUGCCUUCACCUUGGAGCUGCAGCAUGCUCUCAUUGCAAUAGGCCCCACUCUUCUGCUGACCAGUGAUAUUAUCAAACAGCGACUUGGAGCUGCUGCACUAGACAGUGUCCAUGAGUACCGUCUGUCCAGCUGGCUGGGCCAACAGGAAGACAUCCAUCGUAUAGUUCUUUACCAGACUGACUACACACUGACCCCAUGGACACAGCGGUGCAUCCGUCAGGCUGACUGCAUCAUCAUCGUGGGACUAGGGGAGCAGGACCCUGCCGUUGGGGAGCUGGAGCGUAUGUUGGAAGGAAGUGCUGUGCGUGCCCAGAAGCAGCUGGUGCUGUUGCACAGAGAAGACGGCCCACCACCCAAAGGAACUGUGGACUGGCUGAACAUGCGAAGCUGGAUCUCCAGACACCUCCACCUCUCCUGUCCCCGAAGGGUCUUCUCUAAGAGGAGCCUGCCCAAACUGUUGGAGCUGUAUCAGCGCGUGUUUGAGAAGCCAGCAGACCGCCACUCUGACUUCUCCCGCCUGGCUCGAGUCCUCACGGGCAAUGCUAUCGCCCUUAUUCUUGGGGGAGGGGGGGCCAGGGGUUGUUCCCAAGUGGGGAUAAUGCGUGCUAUCUGUGAGGCCGGUAUCCCAGUGGACCUUAUUGGUGGCACUUCUAUUGGUUCUCUGAUGGGGGCACUGUAUGCUGAGGACCGCAGUCACAGCCGCAUGAGAAUGAGGGCCAAAGAAUGGGCAAUGGAAAUGACAUCAGUGUUCCAGAAGGUUCUGGAUUUGACGUACCCAGUCACCUCCAUGUUUUCCGGUGCUGCCUUCAACUCCAGCAUCAGCAACGUAUUUAAGAGUAAACAGAUCGAGGACCUUUGGAUCCCGUAUUUCAAUAUCACAACUGACAUCACUGCCUCAGCCAUGAGAGUACACACUGAUGGUUCUCUGUGGCGGUAUGUUCGUGCCAGCAUGUCUCUUUCUGGCUAUCUGCCUCCUCUCUGUGACCCCAAAGACGGACACCUACUGAUGGAUGGAGGCUACAUCAAUAACCUGCCUGCUGAUGUGGCGCGCUCGAUGGGGGCCAAAGUGGUGAUAGCUAUUGACGUGGGCAGCCGGGAUGAAACCAACCUCACUAAUUAUGGCGACUCGCUCUCAGGCUGGUGGCUGCUAUGGAAACGCCUCAACCCCCUUGCUGAGAAAGUAAAGGUGUUGAACAUGGCAGAGAUUCAGACUCGGCUGGCCUACGUGUGCUGUGUGCGGCAGUUGGAGUCUGUGAAGAACAGUGACUACUGCGAGUAUAUCAGACCUCCAAUCGACAGAUAUCGCACACUGGAGUUUGGCAAGUUUGAUGAGAUUGCUGAGGUGGGAUACCAGCAUGGCAAGACUGUGUUUGAUGUGUGGGGUCGCAGUGGAGUGGUGGAGAAAAUGUUGAAAGAUCGACACCAGGAAGAGUUCCAUAACACCCAAAGCAAGAAUAAUGUUGUGACAUGUCCCAAUGCUUCCUUCACUGACCUGGCAGAAAUUGUGUCCCGCAUCGAGCCCGUCAAACCUGCCCUCGUGGAUGAGGAGUCAGACUACCACACUGACUAUGAAGAGGAGGCAGUGGAGAGCGCUCUGUCUGACAUGGAGCUAUACAGUCGAUAUGGAGAACACACUGAAGGGGAGGAGACUGCUGACACGGAUGAGGAGCUGGAAGGGAGACAUACACACCACAUUACCUCACUCAUCAGCAGCCAAACUCAGUCCCCUGCCGUCCCUGAUGCUCCACUGGGUGCACAAUCAAACCAGGAAGUCCUUUCCAAACAGUCCCUUAAGUGAAGACCCGGUCGAAUAAACUCUGGCGAAACAGGUCAGGUCAUCACAAUUUAACCUGCCUGUCUUUGGCUCACUUUACCCUCCAGUCUGUCCCACGUGACUCAGAACCUGUUUCCUGCCUCUGAGACUGUCAGAGUAACUUUGAUUACCAUCUUGCCUGUGACCUGGCCUCGUUAGCUGUGUGGCUAACAAAUGGACAGUCACUUACUCAAUACAGGCAUCAAGUAUAACAUGCAGUAAAUUCAGCUGCAAGCCCUAUGCAUUCUCAGUCUAUACAAUAGCAGCUCAUAUUGAGACAGUCGAGAUUAUUUUCUGUAGCUUUACAUGAAUCGCACUAGUCCAGUGGAAGAUGACAAUGCAAUAGGAGAAAUGAUUAUUACAUGAAAACACUUCUCUGUACAGGUACACCUGUACAGUCUAAUGCAGUCCUACACAACAGCAUCAAUCUUAAUAAAAUUGGUGAUGUGUAAAUUGAUAUGUUUAUUGCUUAUGUUAUAGUAAGAGGUGGUGUUGUAUUGGACUGCAUUAUAUUUAGAGGUGUUUCUGAUUUAUGUCUUCCCUAUAUACAAACAUCAGGCGCCACAGAAUAUGAUGCAGUCCAGUACAACACAUCACUAAUUAUGACCUCAAUAAAACAUAAUUGAGUUAACACCUCAGUUGGAUUGCAGUAGACAGUACAGGUGGACCUUACAAAGUGGCUACCGAAUGUAUAUUUUAUUUAUAUAAUAUGGAUGAACCAACCCUUUCAAACUGACUAAAACGUGCCAGAGCAUACCAAAACAAUAUACUGAGGCUGCAUUAAAGGAUAGGUUCCGAUUUUUUUCUUAAUUAAAUAUUUAUACACUUAAAGAUAUAUGCUCCUCCAUAUCGGCUACAAAGUGAUACCUUACUAGUAUUUCAGGAGGUUGAAUAGAGAGAGUUUGAGUCUGAGCCAAAAGGUGUGUGAUUUGAUAACAGACAUGUGAACCCACUGAACUGUAUCUUGUGAUAUGCAACUCAUGUCUUAACUGCCCUUGCAGAGUGCAUAGUGGUGGGAUGGGAUGAGAGCUAUUUCAUUCGCCAAGUGUGCCAUAGAUUCUGUCAAAUAGACAUGUAAUGUGGGAUUGCUGUAAGAGGUAAGAGAGAAAAUCCACAGUCCUCGUUCGGUGCAAAUUAAAUGGGUAUCUCUCAAGGGUAGAGUCUUAAGAACAGAAUCCCCUUUUAGCGUCUUGCUAAACAGCGUUUUGUUGCUGAGCUGAAAAAAUUACAGCAACCAACAAGCUCUUUCAGUAUGCAUACAGGCAUGUGAGUUUUAUAUUGAUGUGUAAAGAAAACCUUGAAAAAAAAUGUGAACCUAUCCUUUAAUCUUUUGUACACUCAGUCUAUGUAAUGAUCCUCACCAGUGUUUGCUUGCAACAUCACUAAUUUAAAAACAGAAAAAGAGCAAAACAAGCAGCACGCUCCAUGGCCAUGGCUGUCAGCACAGUUUUGUCAUAUCCAGUGUGCCAGGGACAUGGAGGGAGGUAAUGAUUAUAAUCCACUUCAAAGCACUAGUUUCCCCUCUCGGCUGGAGAGAGGAGCCCCCCCCUCCAAUCUGUUUUCUGGUUUCAAUCUAUCAGACACAGACUGAGCAGCAGACAGUGUGGAUCUGUUGGGUGAACUCUGAAGCUCUGCUCGUCUCAGUACAGUUUAUGCAAAGGGGCUAUUUGCAGCAGCAGGGCAGUUCUUCACAGGAACAUGCUGUAACACAAAUUAUUUGGCUUAUCAAGAUGUCUUUUAGCUUUUUUAGCCUAGCGAUUUGGACCUUUUUUUUGUGAAACUGAAAAAAGUUUUGUAGCCUGCCAUUAAGAUGGUCUGAUUUUUGUUACACAGUGAAUAAUUAAAUAUAUUUCCUAUUUAAACCAAGCAUAGGUCAUGACAGCUGGACAAUCAUUCCAGAAAUGCAAUGCAAUGCACAAUUAAACUAACAAAUUGUUAUAUAGCCUUGAUUAACAUGCCUCUCUUAGCGACACCAUACCAUUUUUAGAGGAUUAACUUAAUCUCAGUCACAACUAUGGCUGCACUAACAGUUAAUGAUAAUUAACGAUGAUUAAUGAUUAAUGUGAUACAUUUUUUCAGUUAACAGAUUGAUCUGUUAGUCUAGAAAAGAAAAUCACAAUUUUAGUCCAGAACCCAAAGAUAUUCCGUUUUCUAUGAUGUGAGACAAAUGUCAGGAAUAGCAAAAAAUUGAAAAGCUUAAACCAUCCAAUCAAAAAAAGACUUUAACAAUGAAAACAUUUUUAAGCUAGUUUAAUUUUCUGUUGAUUGAAUUAUUGUUUCAGCCUUCCAUCACAGUAUUACUAGAGCUAUAAGUAUACUCUCAAAACUCUCACAGCAUAGUUGAGAGUUUCAAGUCAACAAUUCAUGGGCAAUGACUGAGCAAGACAGUUUGCAGUUGAAAAAUAAUCUUGCCAGUGCUUUCUGGCAAACGAUAUAAUGGCAACACCAUUUUCAAAUUACUGCAAACAUAUUUUUGGCAUUUCUGUACUGCAGUUUAUUUGUUACUUAUCAGCUAACUCAUACUCAAGGUUACAAUACCAAUAUACUAUACAAUAAGCUAAUAUCAGCUUGCCAAUUUAUUGGUCAGGUUCUAAUUAUUAGUUCAUCAAUGCAACUUUUUUUGUUUUUUUUUUUCUUCCCACUUGAUACAGCACCCUGUGAGCCUCACUGUAUGAAGCUGUGAUCUUCAUAAACACUAGUGCUACACUGCCUGAAGCCUUACAUGUAUAUACAGUGGGAGAAAACCUGUGAUAAACACUAUGGGGCUUCCAUAUGGUGUGGAAUAAAUGGAGUCUAGACACAGAAUGCGUGAGCUAAGUGGAGAAAGGAAAAUGUUUGCUGGUGUUUGCACUGGUGUUUUUUUUGUACUUUUGGGUGGUUUCCAAAAACCAAGCACAAUGAAUUGAUGUUGCCUGGCAGAAUGAAUGUUUCACUACUUUAUUAAAUGGGACAUGGUAAUGGAUAAAGUGCUUACGUAAUGCGUGGAACUGUGCCAUGAAGUUAAUGUAACAAAGCCUUAAAUGACCCAUGCGAAAAAACAACCACUCGUGCCCUCAUUUUGCAUUCAUUUUGAUGAUUAAUAUACAACGAUUGUUUACCAAUAAGCCUGUACUGUAUGACAUCAAUUACUUGUCUAUAUGUAUGUUAUUUGAUCAAUAUUGUUAUUGAUAAUCAAUUGUUACUAAUAUACCACUGUUUGUUGUUGUA
Messenger RNA from Lates calcarifer (barramundi perch), 7402 nucleotides. RefSeq names its product patatin-like phospholipase domain containing 7a (gene pnpla7a). The transcript is spliced from 36 exons. The coding region runs from base 137 to 4180 and encodes 1347 amino acids. Gene Ontology annotation, cellular component: endoplasmic reticulum. Gene Ontology annotation, biological process: lipid metabolic process. Gene Ontology annotation, molecular function: phosphatidylcholine lysophospholipase A1 activity. The record is from RefSeq and is a predicted model, not a curated record. NCBI's taxonomy places the organism in Eukaryota, Metazoa, Chordata, Actinopteri, Centropomidae.